Molecule: messenger RNA, 1726 nt
Organism: Pseudomyrmex gracilis
Lineage: Eukaryota; Metazoa; Arthropoda; Insecta; Hymenoptera; Formicidae
Product: UDP-glucuronosyltransferase 2B17-like
Exons: 6
Coding region: 608-1726 (372 amino acids)
Molecular function (GO): UDP-glycosyltransferase activity
Source: RefSeq, a predicted model, not a curated record
CUUUUGUUACAUUGCUGAAAACACAUGAGCAAUAUUUGUGGCAAGUUGCCAACAACUUGCACUCAGUUGGCUAUUUGGGAACCUGCUCUACAACAUAUCUAAAGCGCAUCAAAAUCGGUGAGGUGUGACCUAAAUUGUAUGUUUAUCAAAAAUAUACAAUACACGAUGUAGGUAAAAUUACAUUACAAAAAUUUCUACUUUAUAUUAACAAAGUUUUACAAGACAAGUUUUAUCUGUAUAAAUUAUAGUAAAGUUAUCACAAAUUUAAGUUUUUUAAUAUGUGUCCUUGACUACCACUUACUUUAGAGGAUAAUAAAUAAAAUUAUCGUAUCUUAUAUAAAUCAAAGAAUGAUUUGUAAUUUAAACGGAGAAAAAUGAAAUAUACUUUAUUAUCAUGAGUUUUAUCAUGUGCGUGACUAUUCAAAAUUAUUAUCUGACAUCGACAUAUUCACGAGAGAUUAAUUUAUCUUCUCAAGCACAGCGUGACUCAGAUCAAUUAGAGCCGAUGUCUACAUAGCACAUCGCGCGUUUAGUCGCUGGUUUUUGUCAUCGGAACGCUACCGCACAUUGACAGAGAUCAUCAGACUUCGAAAAUUAUUAAAUCAACAUGAAGAAUUUGCUGUCGAUUCUUUUUGUGAUCCUUGUCUGCGAUCACAUUACUUACGGUUAUCGGAUUCUUGGCGUAUUCCCGAUCACUAGUAAAAGCCAUUGGAUUAUGCAAGAAAGUCUGAUGGUAGGCCUUGCAAGACGCGGUCAUCAAGUGGACGUAGUCACGCACUUUCCGCUAAAGAAAUCGGAACCCAAUUAUAAGGAAAUCAGUCUGGAAGGCAGUAUUGGUUUGACUGUAAAUAACUUAACUGCAAAUGAAAGUCACCAAUUUAAUAAUCUGAACAUGAAACGAUUGACCGAUUUGGCUGGCACAAGGAUCUGUAAUCUGCUGGAUCAUCCGAAGCUGCGUGAUCUACUUGAGAAUCCGCCACAAGAUCCUCCAUAUGAUCUUGUUAUAACAGAGGUACGAUCGAUAUUUUUCAACGCUAACAUGUUUAAUUCAUAUAUGCAGGAAGUACAAAAAUGGUUAGACGAGAGCAAAGAUGGCUGUGUAUAUUUUACAUUCGGUUCUAUGGUGAGAAUCGAAACUUUCCCUAAAGAAAUAAUCGAACAAUUCUAUGCAUCUUUUGAAAAAAUCGCGCCUGUUAGAGUAUUAAUGAAAGUCGUAAAAAAAGAAGACCUACUCCCGGGAUUACCGAAGAAUGUCAUGACGCAAUCUUGGUUUCCACAAAAAACCGUACUAAAACAUAAAAAUAUUAGAGCCUUUAUUACUCACGGUGGAAGUAUGGGAACGCAAGAAGCAAUAUACUUUGGAAUUCCUAUGAUUGGUAUUCCAUUAUUCGGCGAUCAGCGUGUCAACAUUCUAAAUUACGUCAGCAAAAAGGUUGCUAUUUCGCUCGAGAACAUACAAAAUGUUACUGAAGCAGAAUUAACUUUGGCGUUAAAUACUAUCUUGAAAGAUCCUACGUAUCGAUCAAAUGUACAGAAAUUGUCGAAAAUGUUCCUCGAUCGACCAGUAAGUCCUUUAAAUACAUCAAUAUUUUGGGUGGAAUAUAUAGCAAAAUACGGAAGUGUCGCCAGUUUCAACGCCAUACAUUUACAAAAGUGGAACUACAAAGCGACAUCUACUUUCACGCGUAAACGAGGCGGACCAUUACCUUUGUGGGCCUUGGACUAA